AUGAACAACAGUAGUGGGGCUGUUGAGGGCAACCAAGGAUCUGUGACAACAUGUCCUCAUUGGGAUAAUUCUUCUGUACUCCAAUGGAUCAAGACUAUUGUGUACCUGUUCAUUGUAUUUUUGGCCCUUUUUGGAAAUACCUCGGUGAUAUGGAUAAUAUUCAGGCAUCGGCGAAUGCGAACAGCAACCAACUAUCUCAUUGCAAAUAUGGCGGUGAGCUUAAUGCAUAACCUCAUGUCAUCACAAAGCUUCUUAAAAAACCAGGAAAUUGUGGCAUUUAGAAAGGCUGAAAAAGUGUCGUGCAAUUGUUAACAUUUCUUUGGUAUGAUUCUAUCGUUAUGUAAAACUACUGAAAGAAAUUGAUGCAGUCAUCUCCAAAAAAUAUAGCAACAGAUACUCGACUUAUCGUUAAGGACUUCUUUCAUUCAGAGAGAGUUUUCAUUAUUCAACGACACUCGGGGUAACCCUGCAGUUCAGCCGCCGUAUUAAUCUUUCCAAUCUUCCCCAGCAUCGGUUUAGAUUACUUUGGGCGGUAUAAAUUCAAAAUUAAUUCGGAUCAUGUGAAAUACGGCGUCUGGAGUGACUCUUACAGGAAGCAUGAGCACACCCCAUAUUACUCAGGAGGGUUUUAAUUCUAACAAUAUAUCUUUCAGGUUGGGGAUCUGUUGAUGGCUAUUAUAACCAUGAUACCUAAUGCAGUGAACAUUCUACGUGGGAAUCACGACUGGGUCAACGACUCGCUCUUUGGACAAGUAUCCUGCAAAUUGUUUAUGUUCACCCAAGCUUCUUCAAUGGCCUGCUCCAUAUUCACUCUAACAGCACUGGCACUUGAGCGCUUCUUUGCAGUUGUUUUCCCAAUCUGGAAAGUAGUUAAUAUCAAGCGAACAAGAUGGCUGAUUGGCGUCAUUUGGAUGGGAUCAAUCGCCUCAGCAUCGCCGAUGUUGUAUGCAGCCAAAGUGGAAAUCUAUGACGGAGCUCCCUACUGCCUCGAGGACUGGGCCCCCGCUUUCGACGCAAGACGAUCGCAAUCGAUCUUUACCAUUGUGUCAUUUGUACUCCUUUACGCCCUGCCUCUACUUUUGAUUUCUAUAUUGUACUCAAUCAUCAUUGCCAAGGUAUGGGGUAGGAAUAUACCGGGUAAUGCUACUCCGGCCAACCAGCGGCUUUUGAACAGGUCAAAAAGAAAUGUACUGAAGAUGUUGAUUACAGUGGUUCUGGCGUUUGCGCUGUGCUGGUUUUUGAUGCACCUUAAUGUGAUUUUGAUGGACUUCACAGACGUUUUCUCGCCUUGUGGUAUCUCCAUAGGACUACAAACCACGGGUUUUCUCUUCGGCCAUGCAAACAGUGCCAUCAACUGCUGUAUCUAUUUGAUAUUCAGCCAGGAUUUCCGAAGAGGAAUAAAGGAUAUUCUCAAGCCCCUUUUACCGAACCGCACAGCGACAUUACUUGUUGAUAACACUCGAGCUGGUUCUUCUUUGGAAGCAACAAUUGAACUCAAAACCAGUAACAGGCAGGGUAGACCGCAAGCGAGAUCAUUUAAAAUCAUACAAGUUUAG
Messenger RNA from Pocillopora meandrina, 1556 nucleotides. Lineage: Eukaryota; Metazoa; Cnidaria; Anthozoa; Scleractinia; Pocilloporidae. The record is from the annotation of a GenBank genome assembly.